AUGACUGAAGUGGAUUCGGUUCCAAGCCAGAGGUUAGCAGGGAAAGUGGCAUUGGUGACUGGUGGAGCCACCGGUAUUGGAGAAAGCAUUGUGCGCCUAUUCCACAAACAUGGUGCAAAAGUUUGUUUAGUUGAUGUGCAGGACAACCUAUCCUUGCAAGUCUGCGAAUCCCUCGGUGGUGACCCAAAUGUUAGUUAUUUCCAUUGUGAUGUCACAAUAGAGGAUGAUGUCAGCCGUGCAGUUGAUUUCACAGUCAAUAAAUAUGGCUCACUUGAUAUCAUCGUCAACAAUGCUGGGGUGUCAGGCUCACCUUGUCCCGACAUCCGCAAUGCAGACAUAUCUGAGUUUGAGAAGGUAUUUGAUAUUAAUGUGAAGGGAGUCUUCCUUGGAAUGAAACACGCAGCUAGGAUAAUGAUCCCACUAAAAAGGGGCAGUAUAAUUUCUCUUUCCAGUGUUUCAAGUGCUUUAGGAGGCUUAGGACCACAUGCAUACACAGGGUCCAAGCAUGCUGUAUUGGGGCUCACCAAGAACGUUGCUGCCGAGCUUGGAAUUCAUGGGAUUCGUGUUAACUGUGUUUCUCCUUACGCAGUUGCGACAAAUUUGGCUUUGGCUCACUUGCCCGAGGAGGAAAGAACUGAAGAUGCCUGGGCAGGUUUCCGUUCGUUUGUAGGGGGAAAUGCCAACUUGCAAGGAGUAGAAUUGACAGUUGAUGAUGUAGCUAAUGCUGUGCUCUUCUUAGCAAGUGAUGAGUCCAAGUAUAUAAGUGGGGAUAAUCUCAUGAUUGAUGGGGGCAUCACUUGCGUGAAUCACUCACUAGGAGUAUUUAGAUGA
This is a messenger RNA of Prunus armeniaca (apricot), 831 nucleotides long. Lineage: Eukaryota; Viridiplantae; Streptophyta; Magnoliopsida; Rosales; Rosaceae. The record is from the annotation of a GenBank genome assembly.